AUGUCAUCCUUCGUCUCCGAUGUCCAAGACACCCGGCGAGUCCCCUUCACCGCCAAACAACUCGAAGAUUUCAUCGUCUCCAUGCGGAUCCAAACCAAACGGCACGCCACGACCCAACCAGCUCCCAAGAAAGUCAACACAGACAUCGCACCCGACCUUUGGAGACCAGCUCAACUGGAUCCCAGUAUCCCAGCAAAAGCUCUGUCGAUCCCAGCACAGUGCAUGUAUGCGAUUGCUAUGAUCUACGACGUUUGUAUCGAGCACAAGUUUCAGCCGACUGCGAGGAUGGUUUCUGCCACGCUGGCUAGUUUUAUUGGACUAUUGGGGACGAAACAGUUGCAUCAGGCUGCGAAUUAUGCGUUAGGGCAUUUGAUCCCGAGUGAGGAUAAGGAGGGAGAGGAAGGGAAUUUGAGGAAGAUCAAUCAUAGGGCGUUAGCGACGUUCAUUCAUGCGUAUGGGAGGGUGGGGAAGCCGAAGAAGGGGGAGGCCUUGUUGGCGAGAUGGGCGGCGGCGCAGAGGGUGGAAGGGUUUCCGAAGGAUAAGGGUUGGUUGGAUGCGGGGGAGAAUGGCGAGGUGGUGGAUUUGGCGGGGUGGGGGAAUAAUGUUGUGAUUUGGCAAUCGUUGGUGAAGGCAAGAAUGGAUGGGAAGGAUAUGGUGGGUGCGAGGGUCUGGUUGGAUCGGUAUAGGAUGGCGGCAAAGGGGGAGGUGGUGGAAGGGGCAACGAUGCCUCCGCCGAUUAAGGCUGAUCCUUAUUUGACGUAUAUGGCUGGUAUUCGGGAUAAACUCUCCACGCGAGAUCCUUCGACAAGGGCGAUCGAAAAAGCAGCAAGACAACAGAUGAUGUCGGGCUUUCACGGUGUGGUGCGCUUGAUGGUGGCUGAUCACGUGCCGAUCGAAAGUUCGGUGCUUGCGUUCAUGAUUGGGUUCGAGGCGAGUGUGGGUAACGUCAAUGAAGGAACUUUGCUCGUUGAAGAGCUUAGUAGCCUUAUCACCACUGAUGCGCUCAGUGAUGCCAACCUAAUAAAGGCAUUGUUGGAUAUGCGGAGGGCUGUUGCUCAGCGCACCUCUUCUCUCCAGACUUCAGUCAUUUCAUCAACCCGCGCUCUCAUCCGCAAACUAGUCCAGAUCGGCGAAGGCGAACUCUCCACCUCACGCAAAAACCUCGCCACAUGUCGAAGUCGCGGCACCCUCAAUACAGCCCUCGCCACCGCACUAGCAGACCGAGACUACCCAGCCUCUAUCGUCGUCCUCAACUUGUUCGAGCAUUGGCGCAUCACCCCUUCCCACACCACUUACUGCAUUGUUCUCGAUGCGUUGGUAGCGCAAGGUCAUUACCUCGCGAUCUCUGCAGAUGCAGGAGAGACAGCUUCGGUUAGCAUGCUCAAUCUGGAAGCAACCCUACAGAGUAUGGCAAGGGAAGGAAACGGCAAGCAGGCAGAAAGAAUAAGGAAGUCGUUGGCGAAAUUGCCUGAGGGAAGCAGUGAGACAUUGGUGUUUUCAGCUCAGCUCUCGACAACGUUGAGGCAGACGCAGUAUUUGGUGAGGGUGUUGAAUCGGGUUUGUGCUGCUGAAAUCAGGGGAAAGGUUGAGGAUGAGGGGAGGGAGGGGCCCGAGUGGUUGGGAAAGGUGGCAAUAGGGGAGGUAGAGGGAGAGGGAGAGGGAAGGAUGAUGUCGGAUGAGAAAGUGGCGAAGAAGUUGAAGUUUUAUGUUUAUAAAGCGCAGGAUGAGCUGUUGGGGAAGAAUAAGGAGGAGAGAGCGAAGAACAGCGGGGUCAAGUCGACGGUUAAGGCGCCAUUGUUGGGGUCUGCUCCAACAAUUUCCCCUCGUAGAAGGGGGUUUGAAGCUUCUUCGUCGGUACAGAGCAAAUUUGGUGAUCGGAAUUUCUCCACCUCAGCUAUCAGAAGAGACGAAGGUGCUAAUGGGAAGAGUUGCGAUCUUGCCUCAGUCGCAAAAGGGGACUUUACGCACGUAGACCCUGUUCGAACGGUCUACAUCCCUGGCUUUGUGCCUUAUCACAUUGGUCUGGCGCUUCAGGAACAUCUAGUUAAGCAACGAGCUGAUGCACGUUCUGCCCUACGAUCUCUCUCCGAAUCUUCAUCCAACUCGGCUUCCACUCUUGCUGGACUGAGCACCAUCUCACCUUCCGCCUCUGAAGCUUCCCUUCGAGCACAAGCAGCACAAGACACGCUCCUUCUACUCCAACACCGCCCCGUGUACACAGAAGGUCGUCGACACGAUUCCGAAAACGAACUCGUCUCCUCCCACCUCCGUUCGCUCGGUGCCGAUUACUACCUCACCAAACGUGGUGGUCAAAUCACCUAUCACGGACCAGGACAGUUGGUCGGAUAUCCAAUCCUAAACCUUGCCUCUAUGAAUCUCGCUAGCCGAUGCUAUGUCGACAAAAUUCAAGACUCGCUCAUUUCCCUGCUUGCCGAUCGAGGGGUGGAGACGGUAGAGCCGCCGGAGAACCACACGGGAGUAUGGGCAGAUGAAUACCACAAAAUUGCAAGCAUCGGCAUUCAAGUUCGUCAUAGGAUCUCCAGUCAUGGGUUUGCGGUUAAUGUGGAGAAACGGGCUAUGGCGGGAUUUAGACAUAUUAUAGCGUGUGGGAUUGUUGGGAGGAACAUGACUUGUUUACAGGAUAGAUUGGAUCCGGAGGGUCUAUUUGCGAAGUAUAACAAGCAGCUAAGGGACGGAAAGGGGGAUAGGGAGGAAGGAGUGGAGAGUGUUGCGAGGGAUUAUAGGGAGCAUUUUGCAAAGGUUUUCGGUAGGAGAAUGAGGGAUGUGGCGGAGGAAGAGUUUAAGUUUGAGCUGGGGAAGGAGGGGAAGGCGGAAUUGUUGAAGGAGAAGUUGAAUGUGAAGGUUGAGGAGGAAGAAGAAUUGGUGGAGGGGGUGGAAGUUGAUGGCAGACCGGUGGCUAUUGAUUGA
Molecule: messenger RNA, 2928 nt
Organism: Ustilago hordei
Lineage: Eukaryota; Fungi; Basidiomycota; Ustilaginomycetes; Ustilaginales; Ustilaginaceae
Exons: 1
Coding region: 1-2928 (975 amino acids)
Biological process (GO): protein lipoylation
Cellular component (GO): mitochondrion
Molecular function (GO): lipoyl(octanoyl) transferase activity
Source: RefSeq, a predicted model, not a curated record